This is a messenger RNA of Lathyrus sativus (Indian pea), 375 nucleotides long. NCBI's taxonomy places the organism in Eukaryota, Viridiplantae, Streptophyta, Magnoliopsida, Fabales, Fabaceae. The record is from the annotation of a GenBank genome assembly.
AUGUCAAAGAGAUUUAACUUUCUUGUGCAGUAUAAAGAAUUGAUCAAAAAUCUCCAAUCAACCACUACUCCUAAAGCUGAUAUAGUUAGACAAUUCUCAAUUGCAAAACAAUCUCAUUAUUUGCAUACUCAAGGUGGUGAUCCACUAGUAGGACCAGAAAAUCAAGGGUCGGAGAAAGCAAGAGAGGUUUCGGGAAAUGUUGAAGAAAUCACAAGUGUGGAGACUGCAUCAGAUGAAACAAAGAAAACUAUGCCAUUAGUGACAGAUACAACCACUGCAGAAGCUGAUAUGAACGUUAUGGACACAGUGGAAUAUAGAAGUAGGGAAGGUUUGGUAGGGCAACUUGGAGAUGGCUGUGAUAACGUUCGCUUCUAA